AUGAGAGCUAAGCCUUUGGAUGGACUCUUUGAGAUGCAGGGUGGUGCCCAUUUUUUACUGCUAAAUAUGGAGCAUCACUUUUAUCUGGUCUUGCUUUUACUUGGUUUUAACUGGUGCACCUUUGCACAGAACACCACCAUGAUGCCAGGCUUUGCUGAAGAAUGUGUGUGGAGAAACAGCUCCCGCAUUUGCUUGGAUCCCUGUUCAAGUUACACAGUUCUAGAUGAGCCCUGGCGAAGUACCUCCUAUGGGCCGGGAACCAACUGUGACAGUGAUAAAAAAGGGUGGUAUCGGUUUGUCGGCCAGGGAGGAGAACGCAUGCCAGAAGCCUGUGUGCCAGUGCAUAGGUGCAACACUGAUGCACCUAUGUGGUUAAAUGGAUUGCACCCUGAACAGAAUGCUGGAAUUGUAAGUCGUGUUGCCUGUGCCCACUGGAAUGAACAAUGCUGCCUAUGGUCUACCAGUGUGCAGGUGAAAGCCUGCAUUGGUGGCUAUUUUGUCUACAAACUGGAAGGGACACCAGCAUGUACUUUGACUUAUUGUACAGAUCCCAACUACAGUGGGAGCCCGUGUUCCCAGUGUGGUGUUGAUGAGGAAUGCCAGCUGGUGAAUGGUGUCUGGGGUUGUGUCUGCAGUCAAGAUUUCAAUAGUUCUGAUAUUUCUAGCUUGGAGCCGCAACUAGAGUGUGGAGCAAAUCAAAUUAAAGUUUCAUUUGAGAAGUGCGUCCUGAAUAAACUGGGCUUCCAGGAUGUGGUCAUGUAUUUGAACGAUGACAGAUGUGCUGGUUUUGAAGAGCAGAAGAACACAACGGUGAUCUCAGUGGUGACUCCCACUCAAGGUGGCCAAUGCGGAACACAGUUAACAAAUAAUGACACCCAUGCUACUUAUAGUAACACACUAUAUUUGGGAAACGGGACUAUCAUUAGAGAUGAUGAUGAAGUCAAGAUUAAUUUCCAGUGCUCCUACCCACUGGAUAUGGAAAUCAGCCUGGCAACAGCUAUCCAUCCUAUCGUAAGCUCAAUCAACAUCAGUGUGGGAGGCACAGGACUCUUUACAGUUAAAAUGGCUCUCUACAGAGCUUCAGACUACACCUCUCCUUAUGAGGGACCCACGGCGGUGUUGUCAGCAGAAGACCACCUGUAUGUCGGCGUCAUGGUCACAAGUGGGGACACAUCUCGGUUCGUUUUGCGGCUUGACAGCUGUUAUGCAACACCCACCAAAAACACCACUGGUUCUCUGAAGUAUUUCAUCAUUCAGAACAGCUGUCCAAAUCCAAAGGAUUCAACGAUUUCAGUGGAAGAAAACGGAGUGGCAUCGCAUGCAAAGUUUUCUCUUCAAGUAUUCAGAUUUGUUGGAAAUCAUAACCUGGUUUAUCUCCACUGCCAAUGUCGUCUCUGUGACACUCACACAGAACAAUGCAGACCGCGUUGCUCAGGAGGUGAGAGUCGCCGAGCUGCUGCUGCUGAGUCAGGUUAUGUUUUGCAUUUGGGACCUAUUGUCCAGAGAGGUUCUGAAGAUGUUCCUGGAGCUGCCUCAUCUCAUGAUUCUGAAGAUGUUGCUGGAGCUGCCUCAUCUCAUGCUUCAUUAGGCCCUUGGAUGACAGCGCUGGUUACUGUUAUGCUGGCUUUUUCUCUCCACGAAUUUGCUUGACCGAUGAGCCCAUUCAUCCACACUGUUGAACAAGGAGGAGCACCAGUUUAAAUAAAGAGAGAAAAAUCAAAUAAAGAGGACAAAAAAAUACACGGAUGUGCACUAUGUAGCUGAUUAUCAGCCGUUUCACUCCCCUGCUGUAUGCAGAGCUGAGUAUGUGGCGCCCACAUCUUUACUGAAGUCAAUAAAUUGGGAUAAGGUUCAUGGGGGAAAUCACUACAUAUAAACAAGCGGGAACCCGGAAUACUCAUGGAGGAAGAAUCCACUGAU
Molecule: messenger RNA, 1920 nt
Organism: Gekko japonicus
Lineage: Eukaryota; Metazoa; Chordata; Lepidosauria; Squamata; Gekkonidae
Product: uromodulin-like
Exons: 12
Coding region: 1-1650 (549 amino acids)
Biological process (GO): neutrophil migration
Cellular component (GO): cell surface; apical plasma membrane
Source: RefSeq, a predicted model, not a curated record